CACUCUCUCCUUCAGAGGUUCUCUAUGACUGAUCCUUCGCGUGUACGUCGAUGUGUUUACAUACAUUCUAAUUUAAUUUUCGCAUGAUCGAAAUAUUCUAAUCGUAAAUUUUAAACCAAGCAGUUUAUCAAAAUAUCGUGAUUCCGCGAAAAUAUACAGUCUAUGUUAUCACACUGUACAUUCAACAUAUAUUCUUUGAAAAUAAAAUCUGCAACUAAAAAAAUAAUAUAAAAUUCUUGUACAUUUCUUAUCUUACAAAAUUUACUCAGAUCAGAAGAGAUAAAUAAUUAUUAGAAGAGGAUAGAUUAACAGCAAACAAAAUGUCAGGGCCUAUGGUACUGUGCCAGCUAUGGAUGGGUGGUUUGGACCCAUAUAUGACGGAGAGCUUUAUCAUGAAUGCAUUUCACAAAAUGGGUGAACAGCCGCAGACGGUAAAAGUAAUGCGGAAUCGAUACACUGGAGAACCCGCAGGAUAUUGUUUUGUUCAUUUUCCAACUGACGAGAUGGCUCUCGAUGCCAUGCACAAGUUGAAUGGCAAGGUGAUACCUGGUUCAAAUCCUUCUGUACGAUUCCGAUUAAAUCACGCCAGUACUACAGGGAAACCAACCACUGAACGAGAAUUCAGUAUUUGGGUAGGUGAUCUGUCCACUGAUGUGGACGAUUACUCGUUGUACAGAGCAUUUGCUGCGAAAUAUAACUCUAUUAGAACGGCCAAAGUUAUAUUAGACAGUUCAGGAUUCAGUAAAGGAUAUGGUUUUGUCAGAUUCGCAAAUGAAGAGGAACAAAAGAACAGCCUAAUCACUAUGAAUGGCUACAGGGGACUAGGAACAAAAUCUUUGAAAAUCUGCAAUGCAGUGCCUAGACCUUGGAAUAAAAUAUCUGGUUCGACACCACCGCAAUCAACUUCUGAAUAUCCUGCAUCAAAUAUGAAUUCAGAGGCGUAUAAUUACUAUGAUACAUCAUCAUAUUGGAAUAGUUACAGCGCUUGGCAACAAGGUUAUUAUGAAAGCGAGCCGACGUCAGACGCUUACAACAGCUACGUAUCCGACCAGAAACCCGAAGAAGAUGAGUUAGAAUUGAUCGAGCAUUCAAUCCCCAUUGACAUAGAUAAGGCAAACAGAGAAAUAAUCGAACAAGAUUAUAAUUUAUGGGAUGCUUUGGAAAGUUCAAAAUGGAUUCCUUGUGAUACAAUAGAAUUAUGUUAUUAAUGAUUAAAAAUAAAAAAUAAGAUGCAGUAAUCACAAAGAUAAAUUAUUAUUAUUAAUAUUAUUAUUAUCACACGUAUACAACAAAAAUAAAUUUCAUGAGAUCUCUUAAAUGUGUAAUUACAAAGUAUAUUUUACCAAUUAUGAUAUUGAAAAUAAACCAUUUUUCAUAUAUA
Molecule: messenger RNA, 1381 nt
Organism: Monomorium pharaonis (pharaoh ant)
Lineage: Eukaryota; Metazoa; Arthropoda; Insecta; Hymenoptera; Formicidae
Gene: Secp43
Product: tRNA selenocysteine 1-associated protein 1
Exons: 5
Coding region: 321-1208 (295 amino acids)
Molecular function (GO): RNA binding
Source: RefSeq, a predicted model, not a curated record